AUGGACAAGGAUUCAUCCCAGAGCAAAGGUGCACACCACGCAAGGCCUGGCUGGGCGCAUAGUGCCGAGAGUGGCACACCAACGGCAGGGGAGAGAGGGGGAGCCCAGGCCUUUCUUUCCGGCUGGUUCCCUCGCUUGGCCUUGUCUCCUACCACCAGUCGGCCCUCGGGGCCCUCGCCUGGCACGGCCCGCCCACCACGGUUUGGCCACCAAAGCCCUCACCCGCCCUGGCCAUCCCACCACCGGUCGGCCCCUGGGGAUCUCGACUGGCCGGGCCCACCCACCACCAGUCGACCCCCGGAGUCAUGGUCCGACCCGGCCCGCCCACCACCGGUCGGUCUCCAGAGCCCUCGCCCGGCCCAGCCACAACCGAUCGGCCCCCAGGGCCCUUGCGCCGCCCAGCCCGCCCACCACCGGUCGACCGCUGGGGCCCUUGUCUGCCCUGGCCCGCCCACCACCAGUCAGCCCCUGGGGCCCUCCUCCAGCCCAGCCUGCCCACCACUGGUUGGUUUCCAGGGCCCUCGCCCGGCCCCGCCCUACCACCACCAGUUUGCCCCUGGGUCUAUCGCUUGGCCCAGUCCUACCACCACAAGUCAACCCCCGGGGCCCUCGCCCAGCUUUGCCCACCCACCACCAGUUGGCACCCGGGGCCCUCAUCAGACCCGACCGGCCCACCACCAGCUGGCCCUUGGGGCCCUCACCCAGCUCUGUCCACCCACCACAGGUCGGCCCGCGGGGCUCUCACCCAGCCCGGCCCGCCCACCACAGGUCGGUCCACGGGGCCCUCGUCAGGCCCGGCCUGCCAACCACCGGUCGGCGCCCGAGGCCCUCUCCCGGCUCCUCCCACCCACCACCAGUCGGCCCCCAGGGCCCUUGUCCGGCCUGGCACGCCCACAACCGGUCGGCCCCCGGGGUUCUCGUCAGGCCCAGCCUGCCCACCACCAGUCGGUCCCCAGGGCCCUCCUCCGGCCCGGCGGGCCCACCACCGGUCGGCCCCCUGAGCCCUCGUCCGGCCUGGCACGCCCACAACUGGUCAGCCCCCGAGGCUCUUGUCAGGCCUGGCCCGCCCACCACCGGUCAGCUCCCGAGGCCCUCGCCCGGCUCCGCCUGCCCACCACCUGUCGGCCCCCAGGGUUCUCGUCAGGCCCAGCCUGCCCACCACCGGUCGGCUCCCGGGGCCCUCGUCCGGCCCUCCUGCCCACCCCUGGUCGGCCCACUGGGCCAUUGUCCAGCCCGGCCUGUCCACCACAGGUCGGUCCCCGGGGCCCUCGUCAGGCCCGGCCCACCCACGACCGGUCGGCCCCCUUGGCCCUCGCCCGGCCCGACCUGCCCACCUCCGGGCCCUCGCCCAGCUCCUCCCGCCCACCACCGGUCAGCCUGCAGGGCCCUCGUCCGGCACUGCCCGCCCACAACCGGUCGGCCCCCAGGGCCCUCGCCCAGCCUGGCCCGCCCACCACCGGUCAACCCCCAGGACCGUCUUCCAACCUGGCCCACCCACCACCGGUCAGCUCCCGGCGCCCUUGUCUGGCCCGUCCUACCCACCACCGGUCAGACUCCGGGGACCUCUCCCAGACUGGCCCGCCCACCACUGCUGGGCCCGCUUACCGCUGGUCGGACUCCGGGGCGCUCCUCUGGCCGGGCCCGCCCACCACAGCUUGGCCUGCCCACCACCAGUCGGCCCCCGGGGCCCUCGUCCGGCCUGGCCCGCCCACCACCGGUCAGCCCCCGGGGCCCUUGUCCGGCCGGGCCUGCCCACCACUGAUCAGCUGCACGGGCCCUCGUCCGGCCGGGCCUGCCCACCACCGGCUGAACUAUGACCGGUCGGUCUCAGGGGCCCUCGUCCGGCCCCGCACACCCACGACCGGACGGUCCACGGGCACUCGUCAGGCGGGGCCCACCAACGACCAGUUGGUCCCCAGGGCCGUCGUCCGUCUGGGCCCACCUAUGACCGGUCGGUUCCCAGGGCCCUCGUCUGGCCCUGCCCACCCACGACCGGUUGGUUGCCGGGGCCCUCGUCUGGCCCCACCCACCCUUGACUGGUCAGUCCCUGGGGCCGGAGCAGACGAGGUCCUCAGUGACCGACCGGUCUUGGGUGGGCGGGGCCAGUGA
Messenger RNA from Neopelma chrysocephalum (saffron-crested tyrant-manakin), 2109 nucleotides. Its product is annotated as basic proline-rich protein-like. Lineage: Eukaryota; Metazoa; Chordata; Aves; Passeriformes; Pipridae. The record is from RefSeq and is a predicted model, not a curated record. Bases 1 to 2109 code for a protein of 702 amino acids. The transcript has 5 exons.